GGAAAUUGGCCCCACAGCUCGUAAAGUCCGUCCUCUUUGAGUCUCCUGCACGGAAGUGAGCGGUGUGCGCCGGAAGCGAAGACAGAGGCUGCCUCGUGGGCAAGCAGGCAGCAUGGGGCAGUCCGGGCGGUCCCGACAUCAGAAGCGCGCUCGUGCCCAGGCGCAGCUCCGCAACCUCGAGGCCUACGCCGCACAACCGCACUCGUUCGUGUUCACGCGAGGCCGAGCGGGUCGCAGUGUCCAGCAACUCAGCCUGGAUGUACGGCGGGUCAUGGAACCUCUCACCGCCACCCGUCUGCAGGUUCGAAAGAAGAACUCACUGAAGGACUGUGUGGCAGUGGCCGGCCCCCUGGGGGUCACACACUUUCUUAUUUUGAGCAAAACAGAUAACAGUGUAUACUUGAAGCUGAUGCGUCUCCCAGGAGGCCCCACUUUGACGUUCCAGAUCAACAAGUACACACUAAUACGGGACGUGGUCUCUUCCCUGCGUAGACACCGGAUGCAUGAGCAGCAGUUUAACCACCCGCCCCUCCUGGUGCUCAAUAGCUUCGGCCCCCAGGGCAUGCACGUCAAACUCAUGGCCACCAUGUUCCAGAACCUGUUCCCAUCCAUCAACGUGCACACGGUGAACCUGAACACCAUUAAGCGCUGCCUCCUCAUUAACCACAAUCCCGACAACCAAGAGCUGGACUUCCGACACUACAGCAUCAAGGUGGUCCCCGUGGGUGCAAGCCGGGGCAUGAAGAAACUCUUACAGGAGAAGUUCCCUAACAUGAGCCGACUGCAGGACAUCAGUGAGCUGCUGGCCACGGGUGCGGGGCUGUCAGAAAGUGAGGCGGAGCCAGACGGAGAACACAAUACCACAGAACUACCCCAGGCUGUGGCUGGCCGUGGCAACAUGCAGGCCCAGCAGAGUGCCAUACGACUUACAGAGAUUGGGCCCCGGAUGACACUGCAGCUCAUUAAGAUCCAGGAGGGUGUUGGGAACGGCAAUGUCCUCUUCCACAGUUUUGUACACAAGACCGAGGAGGAGCUGCAGGCCAUCCUGGCAGCGAAGGAAGAAAAGCUAAGACUGAAGGCGCAGCGUCAGAACCAGCAGGCUGAGAACUUGCAGCGCAAGAAGGAGCUGCGUGAAGCCCACAAGAAGAAGAGCCUGGCAGGCAUAAAGCGAGCCCGUGCAAGGGCUGAUGGUGACAGUGAUGCUGAGGACCCAGGAGCACCACCAGAGGCAGUGGGGGCAAGCCAGCCUGAAGAUGAAGAGGAUGAUGCCGAGUAUUUUCGCCAGGCUGUGGGCGAGGAACCUGAUGAAGACUUGUUCCCCACAGUGGCCAAGCGGAGACGGCAGGGGGCACCUCUGGGCAAGAAGCAUCGAAGGAAGGAGCAGAGGCCUGGAUUCCUCUUGGCAGUGGCCUGGCCCCCAGCUGUAGUCUUCUGUGCAGAUAGCAGUCAGCAACCUGUUCUAUGCACUAACACUGCCUCCUCUGGCUGCCUAUUUCUACCCUCCUCAAAACUGGAGCUUCAGCGAUGUGGCAUGCUGCCUGGAGCAAUUUGUCUCCACCUGCAAGAAACUGCCUCAACAGACUUGCGGUAAUGGCAAUCUUAACGCCUGUGUUAAGAACGGAGGAGAGCCAGCCAGAGGUCUUCAGAACCUACAGCUUGAUCCUGGCAGGCAUAGGUGGCUUCCUGCCCCUGCUGCUCACACUAAUGGCCUACAAUUUCCUGGGGCUUGUGCUACACAACCACGGCACGACCACAGCCCAGAAGCUGCAUGCUGCUGGUGACCAGCAGUGUGGCUCUCCAUGCCUGCUCUUAUGUGCCCUACCACCUCACACAAGUGCUGAAUGCAGAUGCCAAGUUGUGCUGGAUGGCUGGCUACCCCUGCUUCUCCAAUAAGAUGCAGGCUGAACAAGAGCUGGGGCCCUUCUUUGGAGACCUGACAACAUGCAUCCUUAUGCCCUUGGCCACAUGCUUGGCCCCUUGCUCUCCAUGGCCAGCUACAGCCACACACACCCCCAGCCCUCCAGAGGGAGACCCAUGAAAACAAGCAGGACACAGUGUAUUUAGAGUAUGUUUACUGGAAGCUUUCUGUCCCUGAGGAUCUGGACGACAGCAGCAGGUAGCAGAUGUCUUAUUAAUUCGUUGAUGGCCUGGAAAGAGGGAGGGAGGUGGUAAGGAUGCAGGUGGGGACUCAUGAUCCUGGACAUUAUCUGAGACUGUACUCACACACCAGGGAACCCCUGGCCUUGCCUGCUUAGGACCAAUAGCAUCAUGCCUGGCAAGGUGUUUCUCAGAGAAUAAAGGACCUUCCUUCAGACAGGUCUGGCAACCACAGAACUGAGCUAGGGAGAAUGUGGAAAGGGGUAGGAGGGUUCUUACUUGGCCCACUCGACAUUGAGGAUAAGAUGGUCGUAGCCAAAGCCAGACACCCCUGCAAUGGCACGUGCAGCAUCCUCCCGGCGGUGAAAGCUGAUAAAAGCAAAACCCUGUGGGCCAGGGACAUGGAGGUGGUUAAGAAGUGGGUCACGGGACCCUUUCUCUCCAGCUACUCACUCCUCAGCCCACCUCACCCACCUUUGACUGCCCAGUGGUCUUGUCCUUGGCCAAGUAGAUUCGGGAGAUGGAGCCAAAAGGCCGGAAGAGUUCCUGCAAGUCAGUCUCACGAGUGUCCUCAGACAGGUUAGUGACACGGAUGGUGGCAUUGUCGUCAGCUUUGUGGGCAGGGCAGGGCAGGGAGAGGUAGCAAUGAGAAGAUGCCAUAGCUGGACCCCAUGCCCACAAUGCAGGCGUAAUUACAGAGUAUCUAGUUAUCCACUUGCCACCCGGGUCUUCCUGCUCUCCUCACCUCUGCGGUUUGGCUGCAUAGACUCCCCACGGCGGCUGGCUCCGUCCCGGAGACUAGGGGGCACAUACUUCCCUGUCUUGUUCUGGGCAGCCUGCACGGGCUCCAGCUCUGGAAAGCAGCAGACAUAAGGAUUACUCAGCCCCAGACCCCAGGUGUGGACACCCAGACAUCUCCAGGAAGCUACCACCCUUCAACGUCUCUACGGACGGACGACGUGAGCAAAAUGAACAGCCACAGGACAUCCACAGCCCAGCACUGCAGAGCCCCACAAGCUAGAGCAUAGCAGCCUGGCAGCACCCAGACUAUAGGCACACAGUGAGACAGUGAGCAGUAAAGCUCUGUCCCAGUCACAGGACACCACAUUACAGCCAACUGAGCCCAGCACACGCAUGGGCGUGGCCUGAAUAGAUGUGCACAUACAUACAUAUAUACAUGCACAUCCAAAUUAGAGUCACACAUCAGAGUGACCAUGCCUGAAGCCACUCAAACUCAGCCAUAGGUAAUGUAGGGAAGGAGAACAGUGAGGCCCUCCCAGGUGCCCCACACCCACACCUCCUGGCAGUUUCUCCUUCUCCCCAGUAGACAGGCCCAGUUGCUCAGCCAGCUCCUUCUGCAUGGGUCCUAGUGUGUCCUUGUAGGGGCAACGGGUGGUCCAAUGGUCGCCCUUGCAAAUGCGGCAAGACACAAUCUUCUGGCCCUUGAGCUUGUUCAUUGGGUCCUCCUCCUCCUGACAGUUUAGGUCCUGGUGGGAAACAGGGGGGGACAGCUCAGAGGGGGCUGCCGUGUCCUGCCCACACCACCCCCGCUGCGUUUCUCAAGCUCCAGCUUCACCCUGCUCACCUCUUUGCUAGUGAUGAAUGUCAUGGAGACGUCAUCACUGACUGUAGUAGUGGCCACAUUGGGCCCCGGUGGGUCAAACUCUGAGUUGCCAAACUUCUUCCAAUUCUGGGCUCCCAAAAAACAAUGGGAAGAAGUGAGGAAAAGACAGGAAGAUCUUGCAGUGGGUACCCCAGACGGACAACCAUUCUGGGGCCUUGAAUCCUAUGAUCUAGUCUCCCUAGAGGCCUUCUGUGUGAUAACAGUGACAAUACGCAUUUCCUAAACUAGACACGGUGGUACACAACUGUCGCCCCAACACUUGCCUGGUGCAAACAGGAGAUCCUGAGCUGCAGGUCAUCCUCAGCUCAAAACCACAGGCUCAAAACCAGCCUGAGCUAUAUGAGGUCCUAUCUAAAUAAAUAAAUAAAACCGUGCUGGUGUGAUA
Molecule: messenger RNA, 4106 nt
Organism: Mastomys coucha (southern multimammate mouse)
Lineage: Eukaryota; Metazoa; Chordata; Mammalia; Rodentia; Muridae
Product: suppressor of SWI4 1 homolog
Exons: 14
Coding region: 113-1591 (492 amino acids)
Biological process (GO): rRNA processing; ribosomal large subunit assembly
Cellular component (GO): preribosome, large subunit precursor
Molecular function (GO): rRNA binding
Source: RefSeq, a predicted model, not a curated record